AUGGAAGAUGUUUCGAAAUUGCUUUCAGGUUUUGUACGUGACGAUCGGUCCGGGGUGGGCAAAAAAUCUGAAAUUUUCAACAGAUCCGAGGUGGGCGAAAAAUCGGAAAUUUUUGACAGGUCUCGUUGGGUCAUUAAUUGCAGUCAAACCGGUCUCUUGCGAGCAACAUUGCAAUAUUGUCCCGCUAUUUUGAUAUAGGCCGAUUGCUCUGAACAAUUCGUAAGCCACGCGAACAAAUUGCAAGUUUAAAUUCACAAAAGAUUUGGAAACAAAGCCUCUGAUUGGACUAUAAGAAAAAGGGAAUCAAAUCCAGUUGCACAGACUAUUUGAUUGGCUUCCUUUUUACUAUGUCGAAUCAGAGGCUUUGUUUACAAAUAUUUUGUCAAUUUCAACUUGCAAUUUGUUUGCGUCGCUUGCAAAUUGCUCAGAGCAAUCUGCCUAUCAAAAUUGCAAUAUUGCGGAACAAUAUUGCAAUGUUGCUCGCAAGAGAACAUCCGGUUUGAGUAAACAGAUAUCAAAUUUCAUCGCGCUCGAACAGCGGCCUAUUGAAGACCAUUCAAACCAUGACGAGAUGAAGCUCUUUUAUAUUUUAUUUCUUUCCAUUUUCUCACUUGUCAAUUGCGCAAGCAGCAGAGGGCCAAAGGUAACACAAAAGGUAAGAUUCUUUUAUUAAAUUUUGCGCAAUGUGUGUUUAUGUGUGCGCAAAUAAAUAAAACUUCGUGUCAGAACAAAGAAGCUAUUUUAUAUUUGUUAUGUCCAGCAGAAAUCGUAUCAAACAUAGACCGCGAGCAGUAACAUUGAAGUAAAUACAUUUCAAGGACAGUUUUCUCUCUGACGGUGGUUUACGCUGUCAAACAGUUUGAUCAAUGUUAAUGCAUAAGGAUCAAAACUCUUCGAUAGUAAAACCGGCCCGAGGAAGUUACCAUGAAUUGAGCAUGAACUUGCGCUGAUUCGAGUGAAAUUUUAAUAAAACCUGAAUUAUUAUUAGCCAAAUCAUGACAUGGAUUGCAGUUUCAAAUGCUCGCUUCAAUAGGCUUCAUUCAUAAUUUGUAAGUUCAGCCCGUAACUGCGAUCCGUGACUAUAAGCCGGAUGCAAUAUUUUUCACAACACUAAGUAUGGUGCCUCUGGUAGUAUAGACCGCUGGGCAGAGUCUGUAAAAUGGGUGUCAGUAGUAGGUGCGAGAUGUAUUUAUACCGUACGCCCUGGCUGUAUGAGGGAGUUUAAGGUGCCGACAACGAACAACGGGAACGGAAUAUGUGGUUUUGCAUUGUUUUAACUGAGGCACACAACAUUUACAUAUCCCCAGAGCAUACUUUUCACUGUGGCAACAUUUGUAUUUUAUUUGUAUUCCUUAGUUCUUCGGCAGCCGUCGUCGCGUCAUAUCAAUGGCGUCAGCGAGUCAAUAUGAUUCUCCUCGUCGUAGUAAUAUGGCGCAAACGCGUCCAAAUUUUUUUCAUAUUGACUCUUUGACGUCAUUUUGCUAAUAUGAUGUGAAAAAUCCGUAUUUGGUUAACCAUUGAGUUGAUAUGACAAUUUCACAGUUGGCUGUUAGCUAAUCAGAAACCAGGAAUUUUUUAAAUAAAUAAUAAAAUACCUUAUUGAAUUCUGAUCGUUUAAUUGGCUGUUUAUGGUCACGUGAUAUUGAAUAGAAAAUUCCGUUUCCCAAGAAUGCAAUGGAAUACUUCCAUUGCAGUCUUUGUGAGUGCGAGUGCAAUUGCACUAUACGUUUUAUUCCAUUGCACUUUUUGUGUUUUGAAUGAUUUGAAACAUUCAGUUUCUGUUAUAUUUGUGUGUAUUUAUUUUAAUAGUAAAUGGUGUUUUAAUUAAACUGUUCUUGAAAAAGCAAUAUUAGUCUAUUUUGGUAUUAUAUAAAACAAAUAAUGAAUGUUUUUAUUCGUGCAAUGGUAAGAAUAUUUUCAUUCGGUGAAAGAUGGAAUGUUCCAUUCAACUCGGCUGUCGCCUCGUUGAAUGGAACAUUCCAUCUUUCACUUCAUGAAAAUAUUCUUGCCAUUGCACUCAUAAACAUUCAUUAUUUGUAUAUUGGCAGGGAUAAGAUUUCAUUACUAUAAAUAGUGCCAUCGCAAUUUACAUUUUCUUCUUCAGGCUUACUUUGACAUCACAAUAGGAGAUGAAAAACAGGGUCGGAUUGUUAUUGGUUUGUUUGGCGAAGUAGUGCCAAAAACUGUGAGAAAUUUCGUUGCCCUAGCAACGCACGAGGUAAGCACACACGAGAACGAGAUCGAAAGCCGGUCAGUGGCAGCCUAGUCCCUAGGCCUCUUAGUACGCCUAUUUCGCGUAAGCGUGCACAGAGGACUAGGGCUAGUCUGGGUCAGUGGAUGGCAAAAUACCGACUGGUUCCAAGGGGUAAUAUAUAUUCGGAAGUCUGCCGCAGGGGGAGUGGUCUAAUCAAAUAAUCGUCGAAUACACAGAAUAACUAUGCAUGGGGUCCGGCCGGAAAAUGUUUCUAUUUUUAUGGCCUGCGGAAUGCUAUUUCAUCUAUAACUAACAGACAACGGCAAAAUCUCAUCUAUUUGUCUUAUAUAAUAAAAAGAAAACCCCCAAAUUAAACAAAUAAAUAGCUUACUUUUUGUCCACCCAAACAUUUGAAAAUUUGAAAAAGUCGAAAUUUUACAAAUAUCACGCGUACGGCGUACAUAAUCUAUACAAAUAAGGGAAUGCUAUUGGAUAAGGUUUUGUGCGACGUAAUUCCGUGUGUCUGUCCCAUAGAAAUAAUAGACAUUCUAAUAUUUCUAUUGUCUAAUAUUUCUAUGGUCUAAUAUUUCUAUGGUCUGUCCUCUAAUAAAUCAUGGAUCUCGAUCAAUGUAUUAUUGAAUUCUUAACGUUAUUAUAUAAUUGCUAUAUUACGCUAUGUUCCAGACGAAGGGCCUUCGCUCGAAACGUUCAAUCAAUUCAUCUGCACUUCUGUGGAUUAAUUUUAUUUUUCUAAUAUGUAGAAGGGAUAUGGUUACAGAGGAAGUAAGUUUCACAGAGUUAUCAAGGAUUUCAUGAUACAAGGUCAGUUUAUGCACCACAGCAGACAAGUCAUUCAGGGAAUCAAACAGGAAAUAAUGUUUACUGAUAGAAUUCCGUAUAAUUAUGUAAAUAUUAUAUAAUAUAUGUUAUGUACAAUUUAAAACAUGAGCAGCAGUGUUUUAUCAGAUAUAAAGAUUCCAGGUGAAGCCGAGUAUUUUUAGGUCUGAUUAAAAACGCACUGCGAAUGUUUUAAAUUGCUUCAAUCGACUAGUAAGUUCAUUGACAUUGGCGAAGUAAUUUUCAAAAAAUACGUUGUGUAAGUCGAGAAAAUCAAAGUUAAAGUUUAUGUAAAUCAAGGGAAAUCACAUAUAGAGAUACGACAUUCUUAUGAUUUUUCUUCGUGUUUUCCUCAUGAAUUAUUAAUGAGUUUUUGAAGAUAUAUAUGUUUAGGUUAUUUAGAGACUGCUUCUAUCUAUCUGUAGGCGGUGACUUCACACAUGGAAAUGGCCGAGGGGGUAUGUACAUGAUGACAUAAACUGAAUUAAGUUAUAAUUGGAUAUUAAAGGCACAGUUAAGCCUUUUGAAU
Molecule: messenger RNA, 3560 nt
Organism: Paramuricea clavata
Lineage: Eukaryota; Metazoa; Cnidaria; Anthozoa; Malacalcyonacea; Plexauridae
Source: the annotation of a GenBank genome assembly